AGAGACCAUGCCUUCUGCAUCCUGUGACACGCUCCUGGAUGAUAUAGAAGAUAUUGUGACGCAGGAAGAUUCAAAGCCACAGGAUAGGCAUUUUGCCAGAAAGCACGUUGUUCCAAAGGUGCGAAAGCGAAAUACCCAGAAGUAUUUGCAAGAGGAAAAUAGUCCACCUAGUGAUAGCACUAUUCCAGGCAUACAGAAAAUUUGGAUACGAACAUGGGGCUGUUCACAUAAUAAUUCAGAUGGAGAAUAUAUGGCCGGACAGCUUGCUGCUUAUGGAUAUAAAAUUACAGAAAAUGCAUCCGAUGCAGACUUAUGGCUUCUGAACAGUUGUACUGUAAAAAACCCAGCUGAAGACCACUUUAGGAACUCAAUUAAAAAAGCUCAAGAAGAGAACAAGAAGAUAGUGCUCGCUGGAUGUGUUCCUCAAGCCCAGCCUCGUCAGGACUACCUUAAAGGAUUGAGUAUCAUAGGGGUCCAACAGAUUGAUCGUGUGGUAGAAGUUGUGGAGGAAACAAUUAAAGGUCACUCGGUGAGACUGCUGGGUCAGAAAAAGGAUAAUGGAAAACGCUUGGGGGGAGCACGGUUGGAUUUGCCAAAGAUUAGGAAGAAUCCACUGAUAGAAAUCAUUUCCAUCAAUACUGGGUGUCUCAAUGCUUGUACCUACUGCAAAACUAAACAUGCCAGAGGAAAUUUGGCCAGUUACUCCAUCGAUGAACUAGUAGAUAGAGCCAAACAAUCUUUUCAAGAGGGUGUUUGUGAGAUAUGGUUGACCAGUGAAGACACGGGGGCUUAUGGCAGAGAUAUUGGCACCAGUCUCCCCAUGCUCCUUUGGAAGCUGGUCGAAGUCAUUCCCGAGGGGGCGAUGCUGAGACUGGGCAUGACAAAUCCACCCUAUAUUCUAGAGCAUCUGGAGGAAAUGGCAAAAAUCCUCAAUCAUCCCAGAGUCUAUGCAUUUCUGCACAUCCCAGUCCAGUCUGCGUCUGAUACCGUGCUCAUGGAAAUGAAAAGAGAAUACUGCGUGGCUGACUUCAAAAGAGUAGUGGAUUUUCUGAAAGAGAAAGUUCCUGGAAUAACUAUUGCUACAGACAUCAUUUGUGGUUUUCCUGGAGAAACAGAUCAAGAUUUUCAAGAAACAGUGAAACUUGUUGAAGAGUACAAAUUUCCAAGCCUCUUUAUUAACCAGUUUUACCCGAGACCAGGAACUCCUGCUGCAAAAAUGGAACAAGUCCCAGCACAAGUGAAAAAGCAAAGAACAAAAGAUCUGUCUCGAGUAUUUCAUUCUUAUAAUCCAUAUGACCACAAGAUUGGUGAAAGACAACAAGUGUUAGUAACAGAAGAAUCUUUUGAUUCCAAGUUUUAUGUUGCUCACAAUCGAUUUUAUGAGCAGGUAUUAGUGCCAAAGAACCCCUCAUUCAUGGGGAAGAUGGUCGAAGUGGACAUUUACGAAUCAGGAAAACAUUUUAUGAAAGGGCAGCCAGUAACAGACGCCAAGGUCUACUGUCCAUCCAUCAGCAAACCAUUAGCAAAAGGAGUGGUCUCAGGUUUAACAGAGGAAUUCAGAAACAGACGUGGGAAUCACCUAAGUUCGUCCUCCCACCCCUGGGCUGCAGGUCGACGGGACUCGGCGGCGAGUUCCAGGCUAGUGCUGCAGAUGCAGAGGCUGCAUGGAGACUGUGGGCUGAAGAUAUCUGUGGGCUUGGCUCUCUUGGUGCUCCUUUUGGCUUUCUUUGUGAAGCUCUAUAAUUAG
Molecule: messenger RNA, 1747 nt
Organism: Elephantulus edwardii (Cape elephant shrew)
Lineage: Eukaryota; Metazoa; Chordata; Mammalia; Macroscelidea; Macroscelididae
Gene: CDKAL1
Product: CDK5 regulatory subunit associated protein 1-like 1
Exons: 14
Coding region: 8-1747 (579 amino acids)
Biological process (GO): tRNA methylthiolation
Cellular component (GO): endoplasmic reticulum
Molecular function (GO): 4 iron, 4 sulfur cluster binding; tRNA (N(6)-L-threonylcarbamoyladenosine(37)-C(2))-methylthiotransferase activity
Source: RefSeq, a predicted model, not a curated record